Messenger RNA from Closterium sp. NIES-67, 3722 nucleotides. The record is from the annotation of a GenBank genome assembly. NCBI's taxonomy places the organism in Eukaryota, Viridiplantae, Streptophyta, Zygnematophyceae, Desmidiales, Closteriaceae.
ACCUGACUCCCCUCCCCUCCCGAUUCAAUCUCCAGCAUCCGUUCCUUGGGCUAAUCCGGAGCAUAGAGGGUGCUGGGGUUCCCCAGCUUCAAGUGCUGAAGCGCUCUCAGUUUUUUUCUUGUAUUGUAGUCCAUCCGUGAGCUUGUCUGCUGUACGACAUUCGGUCAUUCCUGAUGCUAGACUGAUACCGUUUGUCCAGACCACUCGCUCUCGGAGCAUAUUCCUCAGACUUCUUACGCCUUGCAUGGCAUCGUUUCGUGCCAUGACUCCCAGUCCUACGAGCAAGGCUCAGGAUGCUGGGGGUCGAGGAGGCUCGGCUAAGCGACCGUCCGAUGCUUCCUUCGCUAACAACAAGCGUCAAGCCUUGUCGAAUCGGACGAACCACGUUGCUCCGUCGGCAGUCAUCUCGCCAUCGCAAGAUCAGACACGUAAGAAAACCCGAGGAUCGAGCCAUUCGCGGUCGGCCAUAAAGCGUCACGGUUCGUCUGCAGCGGCAGCGACUGCUGCAUGCACCAGAGUCACGCGAUCGACGUCGCAGCAGGCGUCGCAGGCCGUCGCACGGAAGCAGCACAUGGUUGUAGUCGUAUCUGCAUCCCACGGUGACCAGGCCCAGUCGCAGCGACCGACGCAUCAGCAUCAGCAUCAGCAUCAGCAUCAGCAUCAGCAACAGCAGCUGGCGGACCGGAGUCACUGUAACGGUGGAAGACUUCCUGAUUUCCGCGACCUCCCUGCGCCAGCGGCAUGCCCCGCUUCCCCCGCUCGCGCUCGCGCAAUCGCCGCGCCAGGCGCAGCGGAGCUAGCAGGCGCUUCCGCAGCCUCCGGAGGAGCCAUUGCCGGUCACGCCCAGGAUGGGACGUGGCUCAGAACUGAUGCCAAGUCAUCAUGCCCUGGCGUGAAUGGCGGGGGGUUGCUUAUUCCAGAGCUGCACGCUGCGGGAUCAGCAGCGGCGUUUGCGUUCGCGCAACCGCAACCGCAGCAUCUGCAUACGCACGACCGUGCGCAUGUGCCAGCGCUAGCGCCCGGAGGAGAGCACCUGCAUUGGGGCGCGCACGCGCAGGCGUACCUGGCGGAGGCUGCGCUGCUCUCUACUGAGGGCAGCAUCGGCGGAUCAGCGGAGCGACAUCAGGCGCGGUAUGGGGAGAAGGCGGAGACAGCAGGGGGAAGCGCGAACGGCUUCGUGUCGGUCCCCGUGGCGAAUGUCCUGCCGCAUGGGAAAGGCCAUGGCUCGGCGCAUUUCACGGCGAACGUUCCACUGCAUAGCGCCGCUGCUGCCACAGACAGAUCGGCAGGGUUCAGCGAUUCCGCAGUACCAGUGACGUUUGCAGCAGCGGUUGUCGCAACGGCGGCGGCAGAAGCGGCGUUACGCCACCCCCUUCCGUUUUCCGCAGUGCCUUGCGCCGCCAUGCCCGCGAGUUCCGCCGCGGCUGUCCCGGCUACGACCACUCUUUCCCUUCUCCUACCCAGUAGCAGCAGUGGUGGCUGCAGCGCGGGGAGCGUGGGUGGCGCGGGGGACGUGAUGGGAAGCGCGGCGCAGGCGCAAGCGCAGGCGAGCGCAGCGGCGAUGGAUUCGAUCAACCGGAAGACGGAGCGGGUGCUAUGCAUCUCCAGUGUCGUUCCCGGGAGGGACGGGGAGCGCCAGGGAGACAUGGAAGGGGCCCUUACGGAGGGUCCGCGGGAGGAGGGCGCGGGAGAAGCGCGCCUGGCGGUAACGGCUCACCCGUCGCUUUCCGCCAACUGCAGCAGCCAGUGGGCGCAAGCGGUGGAGGUCUCUGGCGCGGCUGGCCUGGCGGAGGCGAAUGCGGAGCAGGAUGCGGGUGUUAGCGCGCCGGGCGCAAUAGCGGGCGCGGGCGCGGGAGGAGAUGCGGUGAAGGUUCGGAAUAUUGACUCGGCGCAUGGGGAUCCCCAGAUGUGCACGACGUAUGCCGCGGAGAUCUACUCGAACCUGAGGGACGGCGAGAGGCGGCAGCGGCCGUCGAUGGCGCUAUUGGAGGGCGGGGAGGGACAGGGUUCGGGGGACAUCAGCGCUGGGAUGCGCGGCAUUCUGAUGGACUGGCUGGUGGAGGUGGCGGAGGAGUACAAGCUCGUGCCCGACACGCUCUUCCUCACCGCCGCCUACAUCGAUCGCUUCCUCUCUAAAACCACCGUCACGCGCAACCACCUGCAGCUCCUCGGCAUCGCAUGCAUGCUCAUCGCCUCCAAGUACGAGGAGAUCUACGCGCCGCAGGUGGACGAGUUCUGCUACAUCACGGACAACACGUACCGCCGCCACGAGGUGCUGCACAUGGAGCGCCGAGUGCUGGGCGUGCUCGAGUUCGACCUCAGUACGCCCACAGUCAAGAGCUUCCUCAGGCGCUUCAUCAAAGCUGCCCAGGCUGCCCUUCCAAGCCCUCAGCACCACCUGGAGUUCCUGGGCAAUUACUUCGCAGAGCUCACUCUCGUGGACUACCCCUGCCUUCGCUUUCUCCCCUCACAAAUCGCUGCCGCAGCCGUCUUCCUUGCCAAGCUCACCCUCUACCCGUCCCUCGCACCCUGGGACGCCACGCUGCAGCACUAUACGGGGUAUGCGCCCUCGCAGCUCAAGGAGGCGGUGGUUGCACUCUACGACUUGCAGCGCAAUGUCAAAGGCUGCACGCUCCCUGCCAUUCGGGAGAAAUACCGUCAGCCCAAGUUCCAAGGCGUGGCUUUGCUGCCGCCUCCAGCGGAUCUACCAGACCACCUAUUCCUGGACUCGUAGCUCCCUGGUGGCUCUACGGCACAGGAGAACACUCUGCCACCGCUUCCCUGCUUCACUGCUUCAUGACAUUACCGCCACCUUCCCAGCUACUCCCAUCACUGCUGUCCUUCUGCUCCUGCUGCUACCGUGCCCACGCUUUGUCGUGCACGCUCUUUCCGACUGGAACUAUGAGUACUGUCGUUACUCCAUGUGUCCCAUGAGUACUGUUCAGCAGCCUCCCCUGCGUCGGUUCGUAUCCCACCGUCAGUGCUGAAGGUCUUUGCUCUAUCAGCCAUAGGCAUGUGGAUUCCAGCAGCAGCAGCAGCAGCAGCAGCAGCAGCAGCAGCAGCAGCAGCACAAGGGUAUAUGCUCAGCUCAUAGCACAAGGCCACUCUACUGGUCAUUCCACCUCAUAUGUUAUUGGGUCAUUCCACUCAACUGCUCCAUCUUCUACAGGCUAUCAACUGCUCCUUGCCCAUGCUCCUCAUGGGCAUCCACUGCAGUUCUCACGUGUACCUCCCUACACUAGAGCCUGGGCAUAGCGGCAUGAUCCAUAAGCCAGAGAUUUCGUCUUGGCCGCUGUUUCCUGGUGCACUUUCUAGCUGCUCCAUUAGUUUUUCUUUCGUUUCAUUAGAGCUAGGACCCUGCACAGCGUUACUUCUUUUUCCUUUUUUUUGGUGCUGGGUACAGCACACCUUCCGCCCCUUCUUCGAUACCUUCCCCCUCACUGCUUCCUCUUCUAGUCUCUUCCUUUCGUCCCCUCGCUCUAGGCUACCUCCUAUCUUUCGCCCAUCUCUACACAUCCUCCCCCCCCCCCUCCCAAACCCCACCCCAUCCCCCCCCUCCACCCCUCCCCACCCCCAGCCUUUCUUGUUCGCACAACUUAUAUAUUAUCCUAAAUGUUUCUGUUUAUUUAUGAUGCAACAAAGCAUCAGCUUUGGACAUAAUAGGGUGAUUAUAGAAGUCAAAUGUAUGCCUUGGUGAUAUUAUAUGAGCAUUAAGUAGUGAU